Paramecium octaurelia is the source of this 191-nucleotide messenger RNA. Lineage: Eukaryota; Ciliophora; Oligohymenophorea; Peniculida; Parameciidae. The record is from the annotation of a GenBank genome assembly.
AUGAAUUCCUAAGUAAGCACCCUCCGAAUUCAAUCUCAUACAAUAAAAGAAAAGUAUUUAUCAUAUUAGAAUUAAAUAGAUCGCAUUCUAUAAGGGAUCAGUUUGCUUUUCAAAAGAAUGUCCAAGUUUAAUAAGUUAUCUACAUUUAGCCUAUUGAAAUAUAUAACAUCCUCAAUAACUAGAGUUGUUGA